AGCAAUUCCUAAUUCCUACUUUUUGAUUGCGAACAAGUAGGCAAUUCAGAUAUGCUCGCCGAUUAAUUACUAUUUGAAAAAGUUUAAGUUCACGAUAUUUAGAGAUGGAUACUGUUGAACAGAAAAAACACCUCGUUUUGAGUAUCAUUAAAUUCCUGCAAGAUGAACUGGAUAAAAGUGAUUUAACUGAAGAGAAAAAGGAAUCUGUGGAAGUAGCAAUCCAAUGUUUAGAAACUGCUUAUGAUACAAGUGGUAUGCAGGAAGAAAAUGUUAUAAAUUUGUUGUCUCUUAUUCCAUCCACAUCAGCUAAAAAGGUGACAGAUCAACAGAAGCUGGAAGCAGAAAGAUGCAAAAAUGAGGGUAAUACUGCAAUAAAAAAUGAACAGUACACUGAAGCACUGUUCUUUUAUACUAAAGCAAUUGAUCUUAAUCCCUACAAUGCAGUUUACUAUUGUAAUAGAGCUGCAGUUUAUAGUAAACUUGACAAGCAUUUAGAAGCUCUUAAAGAUAGUAAAGAGGCAAUCAAAUUAGAUCCUACCUAUGGAAAAGCCUAUAGUCGUUUAGGAGUUGCAUAUUCUAACCUCAAUUUGUUUGAAGAGGCCAGAACUGCAUAUAAGACUGCUUUGAAACAUGACCCAAAUAAUGCUAUGUAUGAGAAUAAUUUAAAAUUAGCUGAAGAGAGGUUGGCACAGAGUCAGAGUGGUGGGGGAUCAACUGGGCAGUUACCUGUUGAUAUGGCACAGUUUUUCAAUAAUCCAGCUCUUAUAGGAAUGGCCACACAGAUGCUGAGCGAUCCUAAUUUCAGGAAUACGAUAUUUGAAUUCUUGAAUACAAACCAAAUGGAUAACUACAAUAUGGAUAUGUUAUUUCAAGCGGGUAGUGCAUUAGCCAGCAGAAUGAACGACGUUGAAGGUGUUAGAAGAAAUCCACAAGAUGAUUCGAAUUCUUCUGGGGAACCUAAACAACCGGAAGAGUCUCAACCUUGAAGUGUUUUAGUUUCUUAAUCGAUACAUGUUUUAUGGUGUUCUUUUUUCAGACUGUUGUGAGAGAUUAUAAAGCUAUCAAUACAUACUUUCUCUUAGAUUAAAUGUUAUAUAUUAUAAA
Messenger RNA from Coccinella septempunctata (seven-spotted ladybird), 1104 nucleotides. RefSeq names its product small glutamine-rich tetratricopeptide repeat-containing protein alpha-like. The record is from RefSeq and is a predicted model, not a curated record. Gene Ontology annotation, cellular component: TRC complex; membrane. The transcript is spliced from 6 exons. Gene Ontology annotation, molecular function: molecular adaptor activity; protein binding. Bases 105 to 986 code for a protein of 293 amino acids. NCBI's taxonomy places the organism in Eukaryota, Metazoa, Arthropoda, Insecta, Coleoptera, Coccinellidae. Gene Ontology annotation, biological process: post-translational protein targeting to endoplasmic reticulum membrane.